Vespula pensylvanica (western yellowjacket) is the source of this 3681-nucleotide messenger RNA. RefSeq lists its product as uncharacterized. NCBI's taxonomy places the organism in Eukaryota, Metazoa, Arthropoda, Insecta, Hymenoptera, Vespidae. The record is from RefSeq and is a predicted model, not a curated record. Bases 1495 to 3060 code for a protein of 521 amino acids. The transcript is spliced from 5 exons.
AAAAAGAAGAAAUAAAAACAGAAGGAGAGAAAAAAACAAUUCCAUUCAGUAUGGAAAUAUCUAUUAUUUCUAUUAAUCAAUUUUGAAAUCGCGAUCGCGAUCGGUGGAAUGAGUGGAAGAAAAAGAGAAAAAAGACAGAAUAAAUAAAUAAAUAAAUAAAUAACUACAUAAAUAAACGAAUGAACGAACAAAAUCGAUGCAAUUCGAUGCAUCGACAAAGUUUAAUCUUUGUGGGUGUAUAAGAGAUAUAGGUGACGAACUCUUUUUCGCGAGAUCGUUCUGUUAUUCUUAAAAGGUCGACUUAUAAAUCAUUCAUAAGCGACUUGUGUAACGAGUCGUGAUUAAUUACUAUUAUCUUUCUUUCUCUUUCUCUUUCUCUCUCUUUCUCUCUCUCUCUCUUUCUCUUUCUCUUUCUUUCUCUAUCUCACACACAUACAUACACGCAUAGAAAUACAUAUGUAUGAGAUAGAAAAAUCGGUGAGAGCAACCGUGUGAAACAUAAGGCAGGCCCAACGUUUCUUCUCGCUUUUCUCGUCUAUCAAAUUCGACGUUGAAGCUAUCAUCUCUCGGCUGACUAAUUAUCACAAGUCCGAGACGAAUUAAGUACGGUCAAAAGUUGUACUCAGGAUGUAAGGGAUGUAGCAAAGAUCCAAACGAGCUUAUCUUUGCCCUCGAUCUCUUCUCCUCAUCCUUCUCCUCGUCCUCCUUCUCUUCUCUUCUUCCUCUCUGUCUUCCUUCUCUUCCUUCUUUUGCUUCUUAUUCCUCUUCUUCUUUUUCUUCUUCAUCUUCUUCUUGUUCCUCUUAACUUAACGUUUCUCUCUUUACCGGCAGGAUGCAACUAACAUAAGCACGUUUCAAAGACGAUGGGCGACUUCUUAUCUCUUGUCAUUAAGCCUCUUGCGACGUUAUUUGCAUUCGCUUGCUACAGAAUGUUUGCGUUAACCGAUCUCGAAUCGAUUAGAUUCGAGAAGGAUGGACUUGAUAUGAAAUAUGUGUAUGUAUGUAUGUAUGUAUGUAUGUAUGUAUGUAUGUAUGUAUGUAUGUAUGUGCAUGAAUACAUGUACGAUAAGAAAUCAAUUGAGAAUAUAACGUUGAUUUAUAAAUAAACGAACGAGACGAUCGAAGAGAAAAUGUUUCUAUUGAAACGAUCGAAAACGUUAUAAUCGAAGAAAACGAAGAGGAGAGAAAGAAGGGUUAUUAUCGUCGACGAAAAAAAAUAAAUAAAUAAAUAAAAAAAGAAAAGAACAGGAAGUCGACGUGAAAGGUUAGACGUAAGAUUUCUAUGCAGUAACAAUUGAAAAAUGAAAAAAUAUAAAUAAAGAAAAAAGGAUCUUUCCUCGACUUCUGCGAGAUUGAAGAGACGCGGUGAAAGAGAGACUUCUUCUCGAGGAGGAUCUACGUAUAAAAAGAAACAUAAAUAAACGAAUAAAGAAAUAAAAAAAUAAGAAAAGAAAAAAGAAAUAAAAUAAUACUAACAGUAGAGGUUAACGUUUAAUGGCGAAAGUCAAGAAAGUAACCGUCGCGCUACAGAGCGAGGUUAACAACGAAGAAGAUUGGCAAGAAUUGUUAGAACGGCCAGGUCUUAUAGUAGUUGACGUUUAUUCCGAUUGGAGUGGACCUUGCGUAGCUAUGAUCGGUAUCCUACGAAAAAUCAAAAUGGAGAUUGCAGGCGAAGCGAUAAACUAUGCGAUUGCUAAGAACGACGAGAUCGAAGACCUUCAAAGAUUUCGUGGUUUGAGCGAACCAGUAUGGAUGUUUCUUCAAAAUGGUAAAAUGGUUAACCUGAUAUUCGGUGCUGACGCACCGGUAUUGCAAAAAAAAUUGUUGACCGAAUUCCGAAGGGUUCAGGAGGAUAUAUCGCCUUCUUGGGAAAUUUCUCCUAGUCAACGUGGUCCCAAAGAAGAUGCACGAUGGCAAAAGGAGGAAGCCGUAAGGAAAUUGAUCGAGGAUAAGGAGAGAGAAGAGAAAGAGACUAAGGAGAAGGAAGAAUACGAAAGGUUUAUGAAACAAAUGACGUUGGAACUUAGCGAAUUGAUGAUCGUUGUUAUGUAUCCAUGGGUAUUUAAGGAUAGUCAAGGGAAUCCAAAGAUCAAAAUGCAAUGUCUACCUUAUACGGAAUUGGUACGUGAUCUACUCCGACAAUUAUACGAUGUUCAAGAGGAAUUAAGGAUUCAACUUGACGAGGAUAGUAUAAAGAAAAUGUUCGUCGAGAGUAACGUCGUAAUUAACGACGAACUUAUAACAGGCUUGACCGAUGGCAAAUGUAUGGCUAUUAGAUUGAAAGCUAGACCACCGCCAACAGAAUGGCCUAUUCCUUAUCCUUACGUAUGCUCUGACGAUGUACCACCUGAAAAUUGUCCUGUAAGAGCUAUAAACGACGUUGAAAAUUUUUUUCACGAUUUGUUAGAGACUCAAUCAUAUAGAAAAACCAUUGUUGGUGAUUUGUUCAAAAUGCCAAGAGAUUCGAUAAGUGGUACAUAUAUGGAAAGACAUUUUUACGAAUACGAGGCUGAUCCAGAAGACGAAGAAGAUACAAGUAGAAUCGAUCCACCUAUUUGGGCACCUUCUAAUGUAUUCAUAUUUGCAAGAAGUAAAGUACACGUUUUCCUAACACUAUUCCCAGAAUACAUGGCCGAGAAUCAUCCUUACGAAGUAGCAAAACCACCAGCCCCUUUUUGUGCCUUUAAAUAUCAUGCCAAAAAGCUUGAAGAUUUGAAAAAUAGCGUUGAAAGUUAUUCAGAAGCCAUUGUAUAUUUUGGUGCCUUUUUGUACGACGAUCCUCUCUUGAUACGAAAGAUUGCUGACAAUAUUGAAGAGUUUAAAAGAAAAGUACCGAAAGUAACGACAGAGGUCUUCAUAGUUGUUAUCCGAAAGAUAAACGAAGAAGUUUUCUUAGGAUUUGCUGGAAUCAAUCCCUAUUAUGCCACUGAGAACGAAGAUGAGGUAAAAAAAGUGAUCGCCAUUUAUUUCUCAGAGGAAAAGGAGGUUAUUGAAGAUUAUUAUUACGCGGCAGAAGAGGAGGUGGAGGAAGAAUAUUACGAAGAAAACGUUUAUUAUUAGCUUAGAACGAAGGAAAUGUAUGUCUGUGCCCGUGUAAAAAAAAAAAAAAGGAAACAUAUAUAUGGAGGACAGAAAGACGUGUAGAUUCGUUUUUACACAUGGCAGUAAGUGCACAUUCGUCGAUUAGCUCGAUAUCAUCAUCGAUAAGAUCGCAAAAACAAUAAUAAUGUGAGAAUGAAAUUUAUGACUCUUAGAAUUGCGAGUGGGUGGCACGUUUAAAAUAUCAUCGAAAAUGAAUACUCAUGAUUAUUCCAAGGUUAAAAAUCUGUAGACAUUUUUAUCGAAUUGAAUAAGCUACGAAUGUGUUUCGAUUUGCACAUACAUACAUGCAUACAUACAUACAUAUAUGUGUGUAUAUAUAUAUAUAGAAUAGAAGCUAAUAAAUAAAAUGCAAACUCCUUAAAGUAUAGUCCUUUUCAAUCAGAAACUUGAUAGUGACUAAUCUUUUAUCGUUUGGAUUGACCCAAACAAUUAAACCAUUAACCAUUUCAGACUUCUACCGUGCAUAUAUAUUAAAUUAUCGCGCCAAUCGACCAUUUUGAUUUAUAUUUUUAACCUUUCGAUUUGUAUGACAUUACAUUUUAUUGUCCGAACUCGAGGGGAAAGGGGAAACUAUUGUAU